Molecule: messenger RNA, 999 nt
Organism: Fonsecaea erecta
Lineage: Eukaryota; Fungi; Ascomycota; Eurotiomycetes; Chaetothyriales; Herpotrichiellaceae
Exons: 2
Coding region: 1-999 (332 amino acids)
Source: RefSeq, a predicted model, not a curated record
AUGUCGCCCAAGCCAUCCAAAACAGUCUUGAUCACUGGCGGCAACGGUGCCCUAGGCUCACACAUAGCCUUUGCCAUCGCCAAAGCACAUCCGGAGGUGUUUUUCAUCCUUACCGCACGCCGGGACAACGAUGUUCAGGCGAAAAAGAUCUCGACCCAGCUACGCGAUGAGGGCGUGACGGCCUUCGAGUUCCUCACCCUCGACCUGGCACGUUUCGCAUCGGUGAGGGCGUUCGCAGCCAAAGUUGCCGAAAAGGUGCAAUCAGGAAAUACCCCGCCAAUUGUUGUCCAGGUCAACUCGGCCGCGUAUUCGUCGUAUCAGAUGGACGAGAAGACUGGGGACGGGUUUGACCCCGUGUAUCAGACCAAUGUCUUGUCGCCAAUCCUCUUGACGGCGCUGUUGUUGAAAGGGGCUUUUCAGAUGGACCGGGGCACACCCCGUGGAAAAGUCAUCAAUAUCACGAGCCAGAGUGUAUCACUGGGCAAAGUCGACUUCUUCGACACUUGGGGACCUACCGAGCAGAACCCUGUUGGCUCACGCUUACCUUUCAUGCAAGGGUUGACAAGAUACGGCAGCAGUAAAUUGCUCGCAGACCUGGUGAUGUACACCGUGAGGGAGAAGAUGUUGAAGGCCGGAAUCGAGUCGGUCAACAUUUUCUCGUUGGACCCUGGGGGGAUGCACCACAAUAGCAACCUGUCCCGAGGAACCAUGCCGACGGUUAUGCAAUUUACUGCGACGGUCCUGUCGAUCCUGGGACCUCUUGCCCGACGGUUCCAGAAAAGCAUCAUCAACCAUCCACGCGUACCGGCGGCCGCUGUCGCCAAAACUGCGUUCGAUGCGUCAACAGAGGGCGGAAACAAGGAAGUCUACUUUGUGCUGGACGACGAGAUUGGAUUGACGCGCAUCAGCAAGGCCAUGCAAGAGCACCAGGACGAGGUACUCGAACGGGUGUUGAGGGAGACCGGCAUCAGCAUUGAGCAAUUCACCGCCUGGCCCUGA